This is a messenger RNA of Bactrocera oleae (olive fruit fly), 2772 nucleotides long. It is a transcript of the gene Jheh1, whose product is annotated as Juvenile hormone epoxide hydrolase 1. Lineage: Eukaryota; Metazoa; Arthropoda; Insecta; Diptera; Tephritidae. Gene Ontology annotation, biological process: epoxide metabolic process. Gene Ontology annotation, molecular function: epoxide hydrolase activity. The record is from RefSeq and is a predicted model, not a curated record.
CAACACAUCAAAUGCAGGUACCGUUAUUUUUUUCUGGUAUUAUUUGCGUAUGUUCAAAAUAUAUUUUUUUGGAAUCGAAUUUCUUUUGUGCGUUUGUAGUUUUUCAAAAAACAAUCUCAAGAUCUACAAGCUCUGGUAGUCAAAUAUUGGCAAGAGAACAAAAUUACUCUCGAAAUAGACAACAUUUUCAAAAACCCACAUACUAUUUUUCAGUACAUUAUUGCUAAAUUCAAAAAGGCUGAUGGAGUUGAAAGACUUGAUGGUAGUGGAACGCCCAAAAAAAUUUGCCCACCCCAGGCUGAAAGUAAAGUGUCAAAGAACAGCCCAAAUUAUCCGAUGUCUCUAACGCCAAGAGGUUGGAAGAAGGCUAAGCGCUUAAAGUUAAAAAGUUAAAUAAGACUGUCAGCAUGGACGAGGCUCCAUUGUGUGGUGUGUGGUGCAAUGGAAGCAAGAGAAGUGCAGUAACCUUGUGUUUGUCAAAGGAAUUAUGUAAAGAAUGGACUACUUGGCAAUAUCAAAAAUCCAUUUGACUCCAUCAGCUUUUUAAUUGUUUGGAGAAAACUGAAUUUUUUAAAAUAUACUUCAAUUAAUUUAAUAGUCAAAAAUCAAAUCAAAAGUUUUAAUAGUUUAGAAGUUAAGUCACUUCAAUGUAAAACCAGGGAGAUGGUACAAGUACUGGGUACAAGUUUUUUUUUGGUUCACUGUAUGUACAUACAGUAGUUCGAAAUUUUGAUUUGGUUCUCAGUUCACCAAAACUUCAGAACUCUUCUAAACAACAUUUAAGUUUCAGCAGCCUUAUCUCGGUAUAUCUUAAAGCACUCGACUCUGUCAGUCAAACAGCCAAUCUACCUAUUGCUUCAAUAAUGUAUGUAUAUGAACGUAUCCGUCUCUAAACGUCGAACCAACUGCGAACUGAUAACAAAGCAGAUAGAUUAAUUAGCUUGCAGCGUGGUCACAAUCUCAACGGACGUUUAGCAAUACGCAAAGACCGCAAAUAAUAGCCAACGCUUGAGAAGAGUGCAGUUGAAUGAAAAGUUACUGGCGCGUAGUUAAAUUAAAUUAAAUUUCGUACUUAGAAUAAAAAUGCUAGGGUUUAAGAAACUUCAAUGGCCUCUCGGUAUUAUUUGCAUUAUCGGCGCUAUAUUCGCUUAUAGACGAAUAAACUCGGUGUUUGAAACUGAGGUCCCAAAGGUAACGCUACAUCAAUGGUGGGGGGAUGGCCCGGAACCGAAAGACUGGGCUGCAUAUGUGAAGAAUUCAUCGGAGGUGCUUAGUAAUAGACUCAUAUUCCCAGAUUCGACCAUUGACGAUCUGCGGCAGAGAUUGAAUCGCACAUUACAUCUGACUGAGUCAAUGAGUCCAGAUUUUAGAAAUGGUUUCAACACUAAGGAAUUACUGAAAAUCGUCGAUUAUUGGCGUGAUAACUAUAUGCCACGUUGGCGCGAACGUGAAGUGUUCAUGUGGCAGUUCAACCAUUUUACAACCGAAAUUCAGGGCCUACGUAUGCAUUUUUUACAUUUAAUGGUUUAUGAUGAGAACAAGGUUGGCAAACACCAUUACCCUGUACUUUUGCUACAUGGAUGGCCCAGCUCAAUACGGGAAUUUUACCCGCUCAUGCACAAGCUCCAGCAAACGCAUUUCGAUAAAACGAACCCAUACAUAUUCGAUGUGGUAGUGCCGAGUAUACCGGGUUUCGCUUGGUCGCAGGGUACUUCGAGGGAAGGUCUGGGACCAGUUCAAAUUGCCGUCAUUAUGCGCAACUUGAUGCUUCGCUUGGGUUAUAAGAAAUUCUUUAUACAAGGCGGUGAUUUCGGAUCGGUAAUCGGCUCACAUAUGGCAACACUGUUUCCAGAAAAUAUACUUGGAUAUCAUUCAAAUUUAUGUGCUGUAUUCACGGUUAGAUCGGUUAUAAAGGGAAUACUAAAUGCCAUAAAGCCAAAAUUUUUCUUUCGCCAUGGCUUUGAGGAGAUGUUCCCACAUUGGGAGGUAAUAAAACGUUUAAUUGAAGAAACUGGAUACUAUCAUCUACAAGCAACAAAACCGGAUACAAUUGGCGCUGUGCUCUCUGACAAUCCCGUCGGUUUAGCCGCUUACAUUUUGGAAAAGUGGUCUUCUUUGACGAAUAGGUAUUAUAAAGAUAGCUCCAAUGGUGGUCUGCGUAAAAGCUUCAAGUUGGAUGCGCUCCUGGAUAAUGUAAUGAUCUAUUACUUGACUAAUUCCAUAACGACCUCUUCACGUAUAUUCGCCGAACAUCAUUCCUCUGAGCAACGCGAACUGCAUAUGGCUAGUGUUCCGACGGACGUGCCGACGGGUUGCGCACGCUUCAAACACGAUUUGAUACACUUUCAUGACAACCAACUAAAGGAUAAAUAUCGAAAUUUAAUUCACAGCACAUACUAUAAAGAUGGUGGUCACUUUAUUGCUUUAGAAAUGCCCAAAUUGUUGUAUGCAGACUUUAUAGAAUUUGUAAAGAAGGUGGAGAAGUUUAGUAAGCUAUAAGAAAGCCUUGUUAAAAUUUAAAAUAUUUUCGUUCUAAAGUUGGUGUGGCAUAUCACUACUUAAAUAAAAUAUUAGACGAAUUCUAAAUUUAAAUUUAAAAAAAAAAUUUUUAGAAUCUGCCAUGCUAAAGUCGAAAGAUAAAUAAAAGAGAACACACGAGGAUUUAUAUAUAGUAUAUAUUUAGAAGAAUUUACUAUUGAUGCUCUUAUUGACUACGUCAAUAAAAAUUACAACAAAAUCGUUUUCGCAAAAAUAAAAAAUUGAAGUCAAAAA